This is a messenger RNA of Charadrius vociferus (killdeer), 3108 nucleotides long. It is a transcript of the gene TNN, whose product is annotated as tenascin N. The transcript has 15 exons. Bases 1 to 3108 code for a protein of 1035 amino acids. The record is from RefSeq and is a predicted model, not a curated record. Gene Ontology annotation, molecular function: protein binding. NCBI's taxonomy places the organism in Eukaryota, Metazoa, Chordata, Aves, Charadriiformes, Charadriidae.
AUGGAUUUCCAGAUCUGGCUUGCAUUCCCAAUGGGAGUAUUGCUGUGCUGUGUUCUUCAGACACUUGCUGUUCAACAACCUGCAUCUCACAACUGCACCAGCGAUGGUCAAAGAAUAUCCUUCAGCCACUCCUACAAGAUUGACCUGCCCACGUCCGCUCAGAUUAAGGUGGAAGCAGAUCCAUUACAGCAUGAAGACAACAGUGGGGUGCAGCUAGAUCCUGGGGAGGCUGAUGAAAAUGAAGAGCAGAAUAUAAUCUUUAGGCACAACAUUCAUGUGCAUGCACCCAAAGGGGAAUGUGAAACCCACAUUAAGGGUCUGCUUGAAAGGAUGGAGAAGCUUGAGAAAGAGGUGGCAGAGCUGAGAGAAGUUUGCAGCCCUCAGAAGUGCUGUGGGGGAAGCCAAGGUGUGUCGCACUGCAGCGGCCAUGGGACUUUCCUCUAUGAGAGUUGCAACUGUAAGUGUGCCGAGGGCUGGGAGGGCAGUGACUGCUCCCGUCCCACCUGCCCCAACCACUGCAACGGCCAUGGGCGCUGCGAUGGUGGGAAGUGUAUCUGUGAUGAGCCUUACUUCGGUGAGGACUGCAGCCAGCAGCUCUGUCCCGAGAACUGCAGCGGCAACGGGAUCUGUGACACAGCCAAAGGGGUCUGCCAGUGCUACAAAGAGUUCAUCGGAGAGGACUGCAGUGAGAAACGAUGUCCCGGGGACUGCAGUGGCAAUGGGUUCUGUGACACAGGAGAGUGCUAUUGCCACAAUGGCUUCUUUGGCGUUGACUGCUCCCAGGUGCUUGCUCCUCAGAACCUGCAGCUGCUGAACUCCACAGAGAACUCUCUGGCUGUCAGCUGGGAUCAAAUGAUUGAUGUGGAUAAUUACCUCAUUAGCUACUAUCCAGUAGGGUAUGAGACAUUGGUGAACAAAGUCCAUGUGCCCAAGGAGCAGGUCAGCUAUGAGAUUGUGGGUCUCCACCCUGGCACCACAUAUAAUGUCACGCUUCAUCAUGUGAAGAAAGGGAUUGCCAGUGAGCCCAAGUAUCUAGAAGCAAGUACAGUCCUGUCUGCACUCAGUGCCGUAUGGGUGACGGAGGAGAUGGAGCACUCCCUGGAAGUGGAGUGGGAGAACCCACCAACAGAUGUGGAUUAUUACAGGCUGAAGUUCAGAUCCCUGGUAGAGAUGGAUGAGAAGCAGGUCGUGGUGCCCAAAAGCAAUGACCCUAAGAGCAGACACAUCAUGACUGGCCUGAAACCUGGCACAGAGUACGAGGUCACCGUCAUACCUGUGAAAGACAAUACAGAGGGGAAACCAUCCUCAGUGAGUGGUAGGACUGGAGUUGAUAGCCCAACCAAUGUGGCAACUGAGCAAGUGAUGGAAGACACAGCCACUGUCUCAUGGAAUAAAGUUGAGGCUCCCAUAGACAGGUACAUGGUGAGAUACACCUCAGCUGAUGGGGACACCAAGGAAAUACAGGUGGGGAGUGAAAAUGAUGUCAUCACCUUACUGGAUCUGAAGCCAGGCAUGGAAUAUGUCAUCCACAUCUGGGCAGAGAAGGGACACCAGCGGAGCAAGAAGGCAAGCACCAGAGCUGUGACAAAAAUUGACAGCCCAGCUCACCUGGUGACUGACCAAGUGACAGAGGACACAGCUACCAUCUCCUGGGACAGGGUCCAGGCUCUCAUAGAUAGGUACAUGGUGAACUAUACCUCUGUUGAUGGUGACACAGAGGAGAUGGAAGUGGGAAAGAACCAGACUACCACGACUCUGACAGGACUGAAACCUGGCAUUGAAUAUGUCAUCUUCCUCUGGGCGGAGAAAGGAACCUGGCAAAGCAAGAGGAUCAGCACUGAGGCAGUGACAGAAAUGGACAGCCCAAAGGAUCUGAUAACUGACCAAGUGACGGAAGACACAGUCACCAUCUCCUGGGAUGGCAUCCAAGCUCCCAUAGAUAGGUAUAUGGUGAGCUACACUUCUGCUGAUGGGGACACCAAGGAAAUAGAAGUGGGGAAGGACAGGAGCGUUACCACCCUGACAGGACUGAAACCAGGCAUGAAGUACACCAUCCAUCUCUGGGCAGAGCUGGGAAGCAAGGAGAGUAAGAGAGUGAGCAUUGACACGCUGACAGAGAUUGAUCCUCCCAAGAACCUCCGUGUAUCAGAUGUGACUCAUUCUACUGGUGUGGUUACCUGGACUCCUUCUGCAGCACACAUUGAUGGCUACGCUCUGACCUACCAGGGUCGAGAUGGCAUAAGCAAGGAAGUACAGCUGAGUCCUAGUGAACAACGGUUUGUGCUGGAAGGACUGGAACAAGGAGUGCGGUAUACCAUCUUUGUGAUGGCCUAUAAGGGAGAUCGCCAGAGCAAAAAGACAGACAGUACCUUUUCAACAGUUAGCUUCCUCUACCCGUAUCCCGCGGACUGCAGCCAGACACAGCAGAAUGGAAAUGCCUCUAGUGGCAUGUACACUAUUUACCUGAACGGGGAUGGCAGCAGGCCGAUACAGGUGUACUGUGACAUGACCACUGAUGGAGGCGGGUGGAUAGUGUUUCAGAGGCGGAGCACUGGUGAACUGGACUUCUACAAACGCUGGAAAGAUUAUGUGGAAGGCUUUGGAGAUCCCACUGGGGAAUUCUGGCUUGGUCUUGACAAGCUGCACAAUCUCACAAGCAGCAGCCCCAUCCACUAUGAGCUCCGGGUGGAUUUGUGGACAGCCAGCGAAUCUGUCUAUGCUGUCUACGACUUCUUCCAGGUUGCAUCAAGCAGGGACAGAUACAGGUUGUCAGUGGGGAAUUACAGAGGCAAUGCUGGGGAUGCAAUGACCUACCACAACGGCUGGAAGUUCACGACGUGGGACAGAGACAAUGAUGUGGCUCUCAGCAACUGUGCUCUGACACACCAUGGCGCGUGGUGGUACAAGAACUGCCACUUGGCCAACCUCAAUGGGAAAUACGGGGAGACCAAGCACAGCGAGGGGGUGAACUGGGAGCCAUGGAAAGGCCAUGAAUUCUCCAUUCCUUUUACCGAGAUGAAGAUCCGUCCUCAGUCUUCCAGCAAUGAGCCAAUCCUUGGGAGGAAGAAGAGGUCUCUAUCAGGGAAGAGGAAGAAGAUCAGGGCUUAA